Messenger RNA from Lolium perenne, 682 nucleotides. Lineage: Eukaryota; Viridiplantae; Streptophyta; Magnoliopsida; Poales; Poaceae. The record is from RefSeq and is a predicted model, not a curated record.
CCUUUGCACAGCGUCUUCAGGACAAACUACGUCGUAUCUACGCGACUAUCACAUGCACGCGAUCUUCGGAUGUUGCUGAGUACCGAGCAGCACAGCGGCCACCUCGUCCCUCUUUGCAGGUGCAUCAGCCGCGGCACGCCCCGCGCCCACGUAUGGAGGUACCGCCGAGCCCGAGGCCACCAUCUCCUAACCAGGCAGGAGGUUCUGGGUGGCAAAACCAGCAGCAGCAGGAGCCUACUUACGAGUAUUGGCAGCGUGGCGGUUUCGGCAUGGAGCAGCAAUUUCCCAUGCCUAACUUCGGGUGGCGUCCCCGUAUGGAUGAGCCAGAGGGUGAGGGACAUAUGUCGACGGGGUCCGGAUCACGAUCCUUCUGGUCCAGUGCUCACGAUCAGGACGAAACACAGCAGAGCUAUCAAGACUGGAUUUCAAGUCAACAACAAACUCCACCUCCAGAUCCCACGCAGUACAGUCAGCACGAGCAGGGGUACAUGCUUCCUCCCCGACAUCGCCAGCCACCUGUUCGUAUGUACUCGCCGUCACCUUUUCAGGCUCGACCGCCACCGAGGCGAGGUGGAGGGAGGGGCCGUGGUCAGUGAGAUGAGUACUAUUUGUAUGCACCAUGUAUGAGUACUAUUUGUAUGCACCAUGUAUGACUACUAUUUGUAUGCACCAUGUAUGACUA